AAAUAAGUGAUAACACGUUUUGGAACUUGAAAUACUGGUAUAACGAUUUAGCAAGAAAGAGUUAUUUUAUAAGCCUUAAAAUGAAUGGAAAUCAUUGUAUCAUUUGGUUAUUUCUUCUGUAUGGGGUGUGUUUUAUUGGUAUGACUGAUGGUUGUCCCGCUGACUGUUCUUGCGGUGGGGAUACGUGUAAAUAUGUGUUUUGCUUCAAUCGAGGACUGAAAAACGUUCCGACGGGGAUACCCAAUGAUACAUGCGAACUGAACCUUAGGUUCAACCAGAUAAACAGGAUCGACAGUAAUGCCUUUCAGGGAUUAUCACAGCUUGAAACAUUGUGGCUAUAUAACAACCAGAUUAGUCAGAUUGACAACAACGCAUUUAAAGGGCUGUCACAGCUAAGAGAAUUGCACCUUGAUAGAAAUCAGAUAAGUGGAAUCGACAACAACACCUUUCAGGGGUUAUCUCAGCUUCAAACACUGUAA
Magallana angulata is the source of this 479-nucleotide messenger RNA. Its product is annotated as leucine-rich repeat transmembrane neuronal protein 3-like. The transcript has 4 exons. Gene Ontology annotation, molecular function: protein binding. The record is from RefSeq and is a predicted model, not a curated record. The coding region runs from base 81 to 479 and encodes 132 amino acids. NCBI's taxonomy places the organism in Eukaryota, Metazoa, Mollusca, Bivalvia, Ostreida, Ostreidae.